Trametes versicolor FP-101664 SS1 is the source of this 963-nucleotide messenger RNA. RefSeq names its product inosine guanosine and. Gene Ontology annotation, molecular function: purine-nucleoside phosphorylase activity. Gene Ontology annotation, cellular component: cytoplasm. The transcript is spliced from 6 exons. Gene Ontology annotation, biological process: nucleoside metabolic process. The record is from RefSeq and is a predicted model, not a curated record. The coding region runs from base 1 to 963 and encodes 320 amino acids. NCBI's taxonomy places the organism in Eukaryota, Fungi, Basidiomycota, Agaricomycetes, Polyporales, Polyporaceae.
AUGGUAGUCCUCGGCGCAGAACAGUCCGACGCCCAGUCGCUCCCCUUCGAGGCGACACUCGCGAAGCUCGCAUCCGUGCUGCCCGAGAAACUGCGCCGGCCCCGCGUCGGCAUAGUCUGUGGCUCCGGGCUGAGCACGCUCGCCGCCGCGAUCCGCGACGUCGUGGAGGUGCCUUACGCAUCUCUGCCCGGGUUCGGCAAGAGCACAGUCCUUGGACACAAGAGCCAGCUCGCUUUUGGCUUGAUUGGCCCGGGCGAGGGUGUCCCGGUUGUUGCGAUGCUUGGACGCCUUCAUCCAUACGAGGGACAUGGCCUUGCGACCGUGGUAUACCCUAUUCGCGUGAUGGCACGGUUGGGAAUAACCCAUCUCAUUAUCACGAACGCCGCUGGCGCGCUCAACCCUGACAUCGCCGUGGGCACGAUCGUUGUGAUACAGGACCACCUGGCGCUCCCAAACCUGACGGGAAUGAACCCGCUUCUCGGCCCCCCGGCUGGGCCCAACUACCCCCGCUUCCUCCCCCUGUCCUCUGCCUACUCUGCCUCACUCCGCCGGCUGGCGUUCCUUGCGUCGCACAAACUCAAGCUCGGGCUAGACGCGCUCGCUGAGGGUGUCUACGCCUGGGUGUCUGGGCCGACGUACGAGACUCCUGCGGAGGGCCGGAUGCUGCGAAAUGCUGGCGCCGACGUCGUCGGUAUGAGCACGGUGCCUGAGGUGCUGGUAGGGAAGGAGGAGGGGUUGGAAGUCAUGGUCCUCAGUCUGGUCACGAACAUGGUAGUUAUCCCGCAGAAGUACAGAAGCAUCAAGGAGGAAGUAGAGGCGGAGCUCGCGGGGAAGCCCGUUGUCCAGCAGAAGGAGGAGACAGUGUCGCACGAAGAGGUGCUGCUAAUUGGCAAGCAGAAGGCGGAGGUGAUGAAGAAUCUGGUCGGGAAGAUUGUCGAGCUGAUCGCGAGCGAGAGCGGCUGA